AUGUCUCCAAACGUGUCAUCAAUCUCUACCUUGGUCAUUCCACGUGUGUUGUCCUCUCCAACCGCCGUGAAACAACAAAAGCCCCUCAAACGCAAACGCGAAAACGAGAUAGAUAAUGUCGUACUCAUGGCUAUGCAUGAAUAUAGAGAGCCGAUUCCACCGUCUUGGGAGAUUCUCAGUGUUCUUGCCCCUUACAUGGAGCCUGAGACUCUAGCCAUCGCUUGUUGCGUCUCGACCACGUGGUUGCAGUGUUUCUCCUACGCGAAUCUAUGGAAGUCUACUUUAACCAUGCAUAACGAUCUUUCUUAUUUUGCAAACACCGAAGAAACUAUGAUUGGCGAUUCAUUCAAACGCAUAGUCUCCGCGGUUCAAUCUGACGCUAAACGUUGUCGCAGAAAUCAACCAUCGAAACCAAAGAUCUCUCUCUCUGAUCUUAUUUUCAUAGUCCACAUGUCAACAGGAUCAACGCAAGCAACAAUUGUGAAAAAGGGAAAGGAUCUUGCGUUUGGUUCCAAAGAGCGGUUCCAAAUCGUAGCUGAUGUUAGCAACUCGGGAUUCACCGCCGGUAUGAAAGAAGUGAGGAUGUUGUGGCGAGUGGUGGUCAAGGAUUAUCGAAGACUCUUCACAAUCAAAGAUACUGUGAAGUCGUUAGACACUAAGCUUGGAUGGUUCACCGAUGAACUUCCGGCGCCGGAAAGCCGCUACUUUAAAAGUAGCAACCUUGUGGGAGACGUCAAGCCAAGUUUUAACGGCGAGGUUCUUGAUAAAGUCGGAUUCGCGUUCGUAGAUUCAAGUACAUGGGAAUCUUUGUUUGUUGACGAUGUUAUGAGAUAUCUCCAAUUGUUUCUUGUCGACUAA
Molecule: messenger RNA, 858 nt
Organism: Arabis nemorensis
Lineage: Eukaryota; Viridiplantae; Streptophyta; Magnoliopsida; Brassicales; Brassicaceae
Source: the annotation of a GenBank genome assembly